CGGCCCGGAUCUAAACCUCUCUUCGCAACCCUAGACGGCAAACACUGUCGUCGUUAUCCUUUAUUUAAGCUGGUAUAGGUUUUUCGAAACCCUCGACGCAGUGCGCUGCUUCUCAACCGUUCGAGUGAAGAAACUGCUACAGCUGAGGCCGAUCUAAUGGGGGCGUACAAGUACGUGUCGGAGCUAUGGAGGAAAAAGCAAUCCGAUGUGAUGAGUUUCUUGCAGCGGGUGAGGUGCUGGGAGUUCCGCCAGCAUCCGUCCAUUGUUCGUGUUACGAGGCCCACUCGCCCCGAUAAGGCUCGCCGAUUGGGUUACAAGGCCAAGCAGGGUUAUGUGAUUUAUCGCGUCCGUGUUAGGCGUGGUGGUAGAAAGAGGCCUGUUUCGAAGGGUAUUGUGUAUGGAAAGCCCACAAACCAGGGUGUUACUCAACUGAAGUUUCAGCGCAGCAAGAGGUCAGUUGCAGAGGAGCGUGCUGGCAGAAAGUUGGGAGGUCUCAGGGUUCUCAACUCUUACUGGAUCAAUGAGGAUUCUACUUACAAGUAUUAUGAAGUAAUACUUGUUGAUGUUGCACACAAUGCCAUCCGCAAUGAUCCAAGGAUCAAUUGGCUCUGCAAUCCUGUGCACAAACACAGGGAGCUCCGUGGCCUUACUUCUGCCGGGAAAAAGUACAGGGGUCUACGUGGAAAGGGGCACACACACCACAAGGCACGCCCUUCUCGCAGAGCAACCUGGAAAAGGAACAACACACUGUCACUUCGUCGCUAUCGCUAGACUGUUCUUGGUGUUUUAUUAUUUGCUGGGUUUUGUUUGGAAGACUUUGUGGUUGGUAUUUAGAGUCUGGAAUUCUCGAAAGCGUAUUAGUGUGUUCUGUCUUGAAACCUUGUGCUCUGAGUUGUUACUAGUUUUAAUGGAUUAUGAAUUGCAUCAAGUAUUUCGAGUUUUUAAGUAGCCUGAAGACUUGUUUUAAGACC
This is a messenger RNA of Tripterygium wilfordii, 971 nucleotides long. Its product is annotated as 60S ribosomal protein L15-1-like. Bases 157 to 771 code for a protein of 204 amino acids. Lineage: Eukaryota; Viridiplantae; Streptophyta; Magnoliopsida; Celastrales; Celastraceae. Gene Ontology annotation, molecular function: structural constituent of ribosome; RNA binding. Gene Ontology annotation, biological process: cytoplasmic translation. The record is from RefSeq and is a predicted model, not a curated record. Gene Ontology annotation, cellular component: cytosolic large ribosomal subunit; ribosome. The transcript has 4 exons.